Molecule: messenger RNA, 3648 nt
Organism: Nilaparvata lugens (brown planthopper)
Lineage: Eukaryota; Metazoa; Arthropoda; Insecta; Hemiptera; Delphacidae
Gene: meng
Product: serine/threonine-protein kinase meng-po
Exons: 2
Coding region: 134-1300 (388 amino acids)
Biological process (GO): peptidyl-threonine phosphorylation; peptidyl-serine phosphorylation
Molecular function (GO): ATP binding; protein serine/threonine kinase activity
Source: RefSeq, a predicted model, not a curated record
AGGGGUGAGUUUGGUUAUAAGUACUCUGUGGCAGCGAGCGUCGCUUCUAGUCGGUGCUCAUAGCGUCGCCAUGUAGUCAGACUCUCGUUCAACUCUUUGGUGUUGCCUAGCUUGUGCGCUGUGUUGUGAUAACAUGACGGGAUACACAUCUACAUCAUCUUCGUACAAGAUGCGUAACGAAAAGAGCAAGGAGAGUGGCCUGCAUCGCAUCCAGGAGGUUGAACUUGAGAAUGUGGAUCUGAAUGAUGACUAUGAAGUGGAAAGAACUCUGGGCGAAGGUUGUUUCGCCAAAAUUCUGCUGGCUACUCAUCGCAAAACAAGUACUACAGUUGUACUCAAAGCAGUCCACACUGAGAUGUCGACCAUCAAGGAUUUCUAUCGGGAGUUUCACUACAGCUACCACCUCAGCCCUCACCCCAACAUACUCUCCUCAUACCCGGUGGCAUUCCAAUCUGAGGGAUGCUACAUAUUCGCCCAGGAGUAUGCUCAGCUUGGAGAUCUGGCCGGCGUGGUGCGUGCGGGAGGCAUCCCUGAGGAGUCCUGCAAGAAAGUCGCCCAGCAACUGUGUUCGGCUCUCGAAUUCCUGCAUUCCAAGCAGCUGGUACACAGGGACAUCAAGUUGGAGAACAUCCUUGUGUUUGCAGGAGAUCUUUCCAAAGUGAAGCUGUGUGAUUUCGGAGAGACACGGAAGGAAGGCUGUCUUGUGAACAAAGUACGUGGAACAUGGCAUCCGUUCUUGCCUCCUGAAGUGUGUGAAACUGUGAAAAACGAAAGAUUCACAUGUAGGCCAGCUUCUGACUGUUGGCAAGUAGGCAUCGUUCUUUUCGUCUGUCUAACUGGUUGUCCCCCUUGGCAUUCUGCUGAUCUUACAUCUGACACAGACUAUAGUAAUUUCUCGAAAUGGCAGAAAAGAAGAACCACCAAAAUACCUUCACAAUUUCGCAAAUUCACUCCAAGGCUUCUAAGGAUGUUUAGGCGGCUAAUGGAACACAAGCCUGAGAAGCGUGCUUCCAUUACUGAGGUCUACAAGUACCUGAAAGACUCGUGGCUGUUGGAGAAGAAUUCGUCAGGCUCGCCGGUCGAACGCAAAGACUCUACAAAUCUGUACAUCGACCAUGAUGACGACGAUGAUGACGAGGAUGCGCAUCACAUCAACGACGAGAAUAAAGUGAGACUGACCAAACUGCUGAGCAGCUACGGCCUUGAGACCACGCUCGACCAGAAGGCCAUGACGUCGAGGAUCUGGGAGUGGGUGUUGGCAUGUGAAUCGAAUGCUGACACCAAUCUGGAGGGCAUAUAGGAUUGGGAGAAACAAGUCGAGGGCGAAGCUAGCUCUUCCAAUCAGGAGCCGCAACAGGAAUACGCACAGGGCCAACAGUAAACAUGAUUUUAUCAUUCUUUGCAAUACUUUGAAUCGAGAUUUUCCGUAUCUGAAUUUUCACAAGUUCAACAACCAUGAAAUGUCCCAAAAUAAGUAAGGAAAUUAAUCUAAAACUUUCAAUAAAUCAUGAUUUUUAUCAGCCAAGUCAAUUGCCCAAUGGAACAAUGGAAAAGGAUAUCUUGUGAUAGUUCAACAAGGUAAUUUAUAAUGAAAAUCAUCUGAAGAGUUUGAUUACUCCCUGCUGUUAUUAAUAUCUUCCUCAAGUGAUUUAAGCUACAUUCUUUGGAUAACAGAAACAUUAUGUUUUGAAAAGAAACAUUAUGCUUGAAAAAUCUAUUAAGAAAAAUACUAGCAUUGGAAGUGAAUAUUAUAGUUUUCAAAUUAUGCAGUAAUGCGCAUCUACUUGGGUCUACAGUUCAGACAAGAAAAUAAAUUUUUCUCCAAACUAUCAAUAGAAAGAUUAGAGCCUUUUGAUGAUGAUACAAAAUUGGGAUAAUUUUAGGCAAAAUCCAUGGAUUAGCAGUCCUGUAGAUAUUUUCGAUCAACUAUUAAACUUUAUUGCCUGAAGCAAACAUGAAUUAAUAACAUUUGAUAAUUCAGGUAUUUAGAAUACAAUGAUUUUUGUCAGACCUUAUUUGAUGAUCAUUUCCAAUGGAACAAAUAAAUUAUAAAUCCAAAUAUUCUUGUAAUCAAAGCCAAUCAUUGAUUCUUUUAUUUCGCUUAGAGCGAUAUGAACUAUUUUCAGCUGCUCCUGACCCAUUUCGGUCUGGAAAUAACCGUCAAUCUCGAGCUCAGAUUCUCAAAAACAAAUAUUGCAAGAUUUAUGAAAUCAAUUCUCGUAUCACUGCCUCUGACGACUCAACAACUUAAGCGUAUUAUAUUCCGAGAGCUUGGAUAGGAGAAUCCUGUGGAUCCAUUAUCAAUUUGAAUGCUUGAUUAAUUUCGCUUCCAAAUUACUCUCUGAAUAUUCAGUUUAUACGCUGAUUGAGUUGAGCUGUGCAGAUGAGUCAAUUCCACAAUUGCCCACUCCACGUCCUCGGCUUGCAAAAUCGACUUGAUUAUAAAACAAAUAAAGACUAUUCGAAUAUGAAUAUGUGAUAGGUGAUAGGUUAGUACUGAGGUUUUUAUACACCUUAUAGGAGUUGAACAGGGUUAAUGUCUAGUCAAAAAGCUUCCAAUAUACAAAAAGUGAUAACGUUUCUUGAAGGCUUCUCCUCCUACUGCAUUUAGCGUAAUAUUGAGGCCAAAGUUUUGAGAGUACUGAGAAAAUACUUUAAAAGGUGAUUUUUAAGUGUAGAACUGGUAUAACAACAUAAUUAUCAUAAUUAUUCAGUUGAAGUGAGUAGACUAGUAGACCAAUAUGAAUAGUUACCUGUAGAGUAAAUCUCUGUUUUUAAUAGGUGGUGUAUUGUUCCAUCUUAGAUAAUAGCUUACUAUAAUGUCUGCAUAGGGAAUAUAAUCUGAAACUAAUUCUGUUGAUUCACUCGUCUUCCUUAAAUGUAAGAAUUUGAAGAGAUUUCAAGAUUUUGAGAACAAAUCAAUAAUAAAUGAAGACUGUCUAUCAGAAAGAGGAAUAUAUUUAGUGUAUGUAGAUUAGUCAGUGUGUCAGUCUUUUGAAUUAAUCGAUUUAUCUCAUUUCACUCUUAUAAUGCAGAACGCUAUAUUAACGCCUCAUUUGACAUAUAGGCUACGCUUAGAAAAAGUGUUUGAGUUCUUAGACUCAAGAUUCAUUUGUGUAAAAUUCGUGAAGAUUGAGAGAAAUAAACACAUUACCAAGAUUCUUUGUUCAUGAACAUUGGAGUUAAGUGUAAAUUAAUUCAUGUUAUUGUGAAAAAAAUGAUGAUGAGGGAAUUUCGAAUUGAGCUUUGAAUAUAAUAUGUUUCAAUUGCAAUUGACUGAAAAAGUAGAAUAUUAUGAAUAAAUUCAUAGAUAGAUACCGUAUAGUAGAAGAGGUAUUGUAAUGGAAAUAUAUAUAACGCACCAUUGAUUUGAUACUAGUCUUUAGCCAGAAAUGUUUAGGCCUAUGUACCUGUAUUGGUGUAAUUAGUGUAACUGAUCUCAAGACUAGUCUAGUGUAGUAGUUACUCGUCAUAAUAUAUUGAAAGUAGUUGCAAACCAGCGUAGUAUUAUCCCAUUAGAUAAAAAAUGUUAUACCAACUGUAAAUAGUAGUUUUUAGAAAUAUGUACAAUAUUGAUGUGUAUAGAAUUUGAUGUUGAUACUAUUUUUUAUUUAUUAUGUGUGUAGUUUAUUACAAGUUUAAUGAAAA